This is a messenger RNA of Gastrolobium bilobum, 873 nucleotides long. RefSeq names its product NAD(P)H dehydrogenase (quinone) FQR1-like. The transcript is spliced from 4 exons. Gene Ontology annotation, molecular function: FMN binding; NAD(P)H dehydrogenase (quinone) activity. The record is from RefSeq and is a predicted model, not a curated record. Lineage: Eukaryota; Viridiplantae; Streptophyta; Magnoliopsida; Fabales; Fabaceae. The coding region runs from base 89 to 703 and encodes 204 amino acids.
ACCGUUCUCAUCCACUAAAACCUUUGUUUUCGUUUCCGUAGAGAGAGAGAGAGAGAGAGAGAGCACGACGGAGCAACAGACACCAUCAAUGGCUACCACCAAAGUUUACAUUGUUUACUAUUCUAUGUACGGACAUGUUGAGAAGCUAGCUGAAGAGAUUAAAAAGGGGGCAGCUUCCGUGGAAGGAGUAGAAGCAAAGCUAUGGCAGGUACCUGAAACACUGCCUGAAGAGGUCCUUGGGAAGAUGGGAGCACCUCCAAAGAGUGAUGUACCAAUUAUUACCCCCAAUGAGCUACCGGAGGCUGAUGGUUUAUUGCUUGGUUUCCCCACAAGAUUUGGACUGAUGGCUGCUCAAUUUAAAGCAUUCAUGGAUGCAACUGGAGGCCUGUGGCGUUCACAGGCACUAGCAGGAAAGCCCGCCGGAAUCUUUUACAGCACUGGUUCUCAAGGAGGUGGACAAGAGACCACCCCGUUGACAUCCAUUACUCAGCUUGUUCACCAUGGAAUGAUUUUUGUGCCCAUUGGUUACACAUUUGGUGCUGGUAUGUUUGAGAUGGAGAAUGUGAAGGGUGGCUCCCCAUAUGGUGCAGGUACCUUUGCUGGGGAUGGCUCCAGACAGCCUACUGAGUUAGAAUUGGCUCAAGCUUUUCAUCAAGGGAAGCACUUUGCUGGCAUUGCAAAGAAGCUCAAGGGAUCUCAGUGAUUUUUAUUCUCUAUAUAUCUCCCGUUUUACAUUUUUAUACUUCAGCAAAAGUGUGUUAUGCAUCAGCAUAUUCAGUAUCCAGUUCUCCUAAUGUCGAAAAGUAUAAGAUCUUAAUUAGAGAGAGAGAGAAUAAUUAAUACUUGUUUCAGUGCAAUUGUUGUCACUUAUCA